UUGCUACACUCUUAAAAUCGUCAUUUUUGAGAAAUUGUGCAAUUUUCUCUUCAAUAAAAUCAAGAUUAUUGUCCAUUCUAAACCAGACACGUGUCUACAGUCGAUAACAUAUGUCGAUAUAGUUCUUAAGUGAGUGCUGCUGAUGGACAGUUAAGAAAAUCGAUCACACAUGUAUGGGAGUAUAAAAGGCAGAGAAAUGCAGCAGCCGCUGAUCUCCUCGGAGAAUAAUCAUGAUGGGUAUGAAGAGUUGAUGAAAGGAAGCGUACACUGUCCAACAUGUCGGGGCACAGGAAGGGUACCAAAAGAACAAGAGGCCAAGCUAAUAGCACUGAUACCAGUGACAGAUAUGAGACUUAACCCACAGAUAAAAUCAAAGGUAGCGGUAGCUGUGAUAGCAUGCAUUGUGAUUGCGGCUCUGACUAUAUUCUUCCUUAUUCCAAGAAGCGUGUCUCUGUCGACUUCGGGCUUCAAAAUAAAACCAGAGUAUGCACUUGUCAACACAAGUGGAAAAGGAUUAGUGAUAUUACAUUUCACGAAUUCAUUCAACGUGACAAAUGACAAUUUUUACCCAGUAACUGUAUCGACGGCCCGUAUGACGGCAAUGCAUGACGAUAAGAAGCAGGCGACUGCUACAAAUUCUUCAGAAUUGAACAUUCCGCUCCGAUCAACAAGCUUACAUUAUAUAAAAAUGAACAUCACUUUUGAUUUCGAUGAGGGAUAUGUUGCGGGUUUUUGCGUCAAAAAUAACUGGUCGUCGCAGAUUGUCAUGGAAUUUGAUAUCUCGAUCAAUUCAACCUAUCUCGGGCACACAGAACAGGACACAAUUACAACGUACCAACACGUCAAUUGCUCUGCGACCUCACCCAAACGUCGUCGGAGAUCAGCUGUCAGCCAAAUGCUCGGUGAGCUUGGAUUAUUUCAAUGAGGAUAUUCAUCAGGACGACAUUGAUUGGACUUUUGACUGUAUGAUUUGUAACAGCUUGAAAUUAUUGCUUGUGACGCGGCAAAUUAUGCAUUGCUUUUGCUAUGUUUUCUGUCACCCAAUCUCCACUUCUGCAUAAGACCAAAUAUUGCAAGGAAUGGUAACCACUGAUAAAGCACUUGCAAGUGCAUUGUAAAGGGAUAAUUUACCAACAGAUCUCUGAGCUUCUGAUGUAGAAGACCUUACGGAGGUUGUAAACUUGGUAGAAUGAAGUAGUAUUUAUAGUUAGGCUGGAUUAAUAAUGACAUAGAUUUCAUGUUGUCACUUGUAUUGUGUCACUUUAAGUACAAAAUUCCAAAAAGGAGAUGUCACAGGAUUCACGAUGUCUCUUUUCACUCUUUUGUCAUGUUAUGUUAUGUUUUCCAGUUGGUAAUUCAAAGUUUCGUCACAAGUGACAUGCAAUGCUUGUCACAAGUGACAUGUAAUACUGGCCCUAGAGACUUUUACGAAAUAGCUGGAAACGCUGGUAUGGACAUCUUUCAAAAAUAUUUAUCAGUGGUUUUUUCUUUAAAAAUCUUCUUGUUGUUAAUUAAUUUAGACUUUUUGAGUUGAAAGGCAUGAUAUUAAUAAUUAUGUAGUAAAAAAUGUUUCUAAGUUUGAAAUAAAGUGUCUGAGAUUAUUAUUAGCAUUA
Molecule: messenger RNA, 1613 nt
Organism: Lineus longissimus
Lineage: Eukaryota; Metazoa; Nemertea; Pilidiophora; Heteronemertea; Lineidae
Product: transmembrane protein 106B-like
Exons: 7
Coding region: 170-925 (251 amino acids)
Molecular function (GO): DNA binding
Source: RefSeq, a predicted model, not a curated record